GAGAAUAUGUCGUCAUUUUCGAAUUUCACCCAAGAGACGCAAAGGACAUGGCCCGCACCAAGCAGACGGCGCGCAAGUCGACCGGCGGCAAGGCGCCACGCAAGCAGCUGGCCACCAAGGCCGCCCGCAAGAGCAUGCCUGCUACUGGCGGUGUGAAGAAGCCCCAUCGUUACCGCCCUGGUACCGUCGCGCUUCGUGAAAUUCGUCGCUACCAAAAGUCGACCGACCUCCUCAUCCGCAAGCUUCCGUUCCAACGCCUCGUGCGUGAAAUCGCGCAAGACUACAAAACUGACUUGCGCUUCCAAACCACGGCCAUCUUGGCCCUCCAAGAAGCCGCCGAAGCCUACUUGGUGAGCCUCUUUGAAGACACCAACUUGUGCGCGAUCCACGCAAAGCGUGUGACGAUUAUGCCUAAGGACAUCCACUUGGCCCGCCGUAUCCGUGGCGAACGAACUUAAUCUACUGUCUUCUACCACGUGUCUCUUCCUUUCCUCGUAGCGGCAUCUAAGUAUUUAACUUUGUUCUUUCCA
This is a messenger RNA of Aphanomyces invadans, 530 nucleotides long. Its product is annotated as histone. Gene Ontology annotation, cellular component: nucleosome. The transcript has a single exon. Lineage: Eukaryota; Oomycota; Saprolegniomycetes; Saprolegniales; Verrucalvaceae. The record is from RefSeq and is a predicted model, not a curated record. Bases 48 to 458 code for a protein of 136 amino acids. Gene Ontology annotation, molecular function: DNA binding; structural constituent of chromatin; protein heterodimerization activity.